This is a messenger RNA of Triticum aestivum (bread wheat), 2778 nucleotides long. Its product is annotated as disease resistance protein RPM1. The record is from RefSeq and is a predicted model, not a curated record. Bases 1 to 2778 code for a protein of 925 amino acids. The transcript has 2 exons. Gene Ontology annotation, biological process: defense response to other organism. Gene Ontology annotation, molecular function: ADP binding. NCBI's taxonomy places the organism in Eukaryota, Viridiplantae, Streptophyta, Magnoliopsida, Poales, Poaceae.
AUGGCGGAGGGUGUUGUUGGGCUGGUGGUGGCGACGCUCGGCGCGGCGCUAGCGACAGAGGCGGCGUCCUUCGGCUGGUCGCUGGUCGCCAAAGAAGCCGCUGCCCUCAGGGACGUCUUCGGCAAGAUCCGCCGGUCCAAGGCGGAGCUGGAGAGCAUGCAGGCCUACCUGCACGAGGCGGAGCUGUUCAAGGACACCGACAUGACCACCGCCGUCUUCGUCGGCGAGAUCAGGCGCCUCGCCUUCCAGAUGGAGGACGUCGCCGACGAGUUCACCUACAAGCUGGAGGACUGCAAGCAUGGAGGGUUCGCCGGCAAGACCAGGAAGCGGCUCAAGCAUAUCAAGGCCUGGUACCGCCUGGCAGCGAAGUUCCAAGAAAUCGAAGCCAAGCUGGAAGAUGCCAAUCGGAGGAAGAAGUAUUACACCAUCAGACCUUCACCUGCUGCCAAAUCGACGAGUCAAGGUAAGGGUCUACACUUCACCAGAGAUGAGGAUCUUGUGGGGAUCGAGGAGAACAAGGGAAAGUUGGUGAAGUGGCUGACCCCUGGCGCCGGUGGUGAUGGCGAUGAUUUGGAGCAGAGCAGCAGCAAAGUCACCACGGUGUGGGGGAUGCCUGGUGUUGGUAAAACCACUCUCGCUGCUCAUGUGUACAGAACCGUCAAGUUGGAUUUUGAUGCCACGGCAUGGGUAACCGUGUCAGAGAGUUACUGUCUUGAAGACCUGCUGAAGAAGAUUGCCACUGCGUUCGACGUCGAAGUCGAUGUUGCCAAUGUUGAGAUGAGAGGCCUAGCAGAGUCCAUCCAUGACCACCUUCAAGGUAAAAAGUACAUCUUGGUCCUGGAUGAUGUUUGGACUCCGCUUGUGUGGUCAGAGAUAAGGAAUGUCUUCCCAACUUCAAACUGCAUAGGCCGAUUUGUUAUUACGUCAAGAAAGUAUGAAGUGUCACGCUUGGCAACUAGGGAGCAUGCAAUUCACUUGCAACCUCUAAAAGCACGUAACUCCUGGGUGUUGUUCUGCAAAGGAGCUUUUUGGAAUGAUGUUGACCAACGGUGUCCACCGGAGUUGCAAGAAUUGGCUUCAAAGUUCAUAGCAAAGUGUCAAGGCUUGCCUAUUGCUAUUUCAUGCAUUGGUCGCCUACUCUCCUGCAAACCCCAAACUCCCGCCGAAUGGGAGAACGUGUAUAGGGGUUUGGAUUCGCAGUUGGCAAAAGAUGUGAUGCCUGAUGCUCAUAUGAUCCUAAAGGUCAGCUUGGAGGACCUUCCGUAUGAUUUGAAGAAUUGUUUCUUACAUUGUGCACUAUCCCCAGAAGAUUAUGUAUUACAGAGGAGGAAGACAAUGAGGCAGUGGAUUGCGGCAGGAUUUAUCAGGGAAACAGAUGAGAGCAAAACAUUGGAGGAAGUGGCAGAGGGAUACUUGGUUGAGCUUGUGAACCGAAGCCUAUUACAGGUAGUGGAAAGGAAUUAUGCUGGAAGACUGAAAUGGUGUCGGAUGCACGAUGUCAUACGCCUUCUUGCCCUCAACAAAGCCAAGGAGGAAUGCUUUGGUAAAGUUUAUAAUGGCUCUGGUGGUACUAGGGCAUUCUCUGUAGAGGGUGCACGUCGCAUAUCGGUUCUUGGGGGGAACAUUGAACAACUGAGCCUAUCUGGUACAACACAACUUCGUGCGCUCCAUGUAUUUGAGAAGUAUAUCAAUGUUGAUUUGCUGAAGCCUAUCCUAACAUCUUCGAACCUACUGUCGACAUUGGAUCUGCAAGGUACCCGUAUCAAAAUGUUGCCUGAUGAGGUAUUCGACUUGUUUAAUCUGCGUUAUUUGGGCAUUAGAGAUACCGAGAUCGAAAGCCUACCUGAAGCAGUGGGGAGGUUACAAAACUUGGAAGUUUUGGAUGCUUUUGAAUCUAAGCUGAUGUAUUUGCCAAACAAUGUUGUGAAGCUUCGGAAGUUGAGGUACCUGUAUGCGUGCCCUCCUAGCACAUCAGAAGCUGUAAAUGUAGGCGGAGUCAAGGUGCCUAAUGGGAUGCAACACUUGACAGGACUGCAGGCUCUUCAGUUCGUCGAUGCCAGUCUAGAGUUUCUGCGUGAAGUUGGAGAUCUGACAGAGCUGAGAACAUUCGGUGUCUGCAACGUGAGAAGUGAACACUCUGCUGACUUGAGCAAUGCUAUCACCAGAAUGAGCCAUCUUUUUCAUCUCGAAAUUUGUGCUGCAGCUGAGAAUGAGGUGCUACGGCUGGAAGGGCUACAUUUACCUCCUACCCUUUCUUGGCUUGGUUUAACAGGGCAGCUAGAAAAAACAACGAUGCCUCAGCUUUUCUCUUCUUGGUCACACCUUGAUAGCCUCACUCGGUUAUACCUGGCAUUCUCCAGUAUUGAUGAGCAAACCUUUUCCGGUCUGUGUGUGUUACGGGGUCUACGCUUUCUUGCGCUAAGGGAGGCUUUUGAAGGGAAGAGGUUGGAUUUUUAUGUAGGAUCAUUUCCAAAACUUAAGCAUCUAUGGAUACAGGGCGCAGCACAGCUCAACCAAGUUGGAAUUGAGAAGGGUGCAAUGCAAAACCUGGUUGAGCUAUUUUUCGCAGACUGUCCAGAGCUAAAGUUUCUUCCUGAUGGCAUCGAACACCUUGCAGCCCUUGAGAGAUUAGGUUUGAAAGACACGUCAGAAGAGCUAAUAGAGAAACUCCGGCAGAACAGAGAUUCAGAUGAAUGCAGCGAAGAUGUAAUGAAGAUUAGCCACAUAAGGAAUGUUAUGGUUAUACUAAGCCAGAAAGGAGUCGGGGAAAAGGAUUAG